Molecule: messenger RNA, 744 nt
Organism: Teleopsis dalmanni
Lineage: Eukaryota; Metazoa; Arthropoda; Insecta; Diptera; Diopsidae
Product: trypsin alpha-3-like
Exons: 1
Coding region: 1-744 (247 amino acids)
Biological process (GO): proteolysis
Molecular function (GO): serine-type endopeptidase activity
Source: RefSeq, a predicted model, not a curated record
AUGUGGAAAAAUUUGCUUCAACUUGCGUUGUUAUUAAUUUCUUUGGCCAACUAUGUAAAUGGACAAGCCAAAAUUGUAGGUGGAUCAGACACUCCAAUUUCUGCCGCACCAUAUACAGUUAACAUAAGGCUUAAGAGCACCGGUGAACUGAUAUGUUGCGGAACCUUAGUUUCCUCCAAUAUGGUGAUAACAGCUGCAACCUGUCUUAAAGAUAAAUACACAAUUGAUCAGUUAACUAUCCAAGGCAAUACCAACGAUUUCUCAGCGACUGGUACUAGACGUAAUGCGGACUUGCUAAUUUAUCCAACAGCCUUUAAUAUCACAACUUACAAUUUUGAUGUGUGUAUGUUGAGAUUGAAAACAGCCAUGCCAAGCACACUCACGCCAGCAGUAUUGGGUACUAGCGGUGUUUCAGCUGGUCAAGCAUUAAAGUUAUACGGUUGGGGACUAACCAGUGAAGGUGGUUCACCUUCAAAUAUUCUACAAACAACCACAGUUAACGCAAUAUCUAAAGCUCAAUGCCUCCUCUCCUAUGAACUGACAGAAACCAUGUUCUGUGCAAAUGCUCCGGGUAAAGAUGGAUGUGACAAAGAUUCUGGUGGUCCAGUCGUAAAUGCUAACAAUCAAGUGGUCGGUAUUAUGUCUUGGGGAUAUGGUUGCGGUCGUGCCGAUUACCCACGGGUUUGUACUAGUAUUGCCAAAACAGCUGAUUGGAUUAAUUAUUGCAUUUCUACAUAUGGUUAA